Insectozyma verbasci is the source of this 1002-nucleotide messenger RNA. Lineage: Eukaryota; Fungi; Ascomycota; Pichiomycetes; Serinales; Debaryomycetaceae. The record is from the annotation of a GenBank genome assembly.
AUGCGUCCUGAGGCUAUUCCCAAAUAUAAUAGAGUUGAUAAUAAUGAUGAAGAGGAAUUAGGUUUAUUACCAUCUGAUUUACAAUCCGUACCACCUGCUGCUACUUAUAUGAGUAAGGAUGCAGAAUUAGAAUCUCAAAUUGAAUCUGCUUCUACUUAUAUGAGUAAAGAUUCAUCAUCCUUACCACCUACAGCUAUUUAUAUGACCAAAGAUCAAUCUUUAAAAGGUUCAUUUUCAUUCUGGGGAAUAGGUGAUAGAAAAGAAACAAAAACAGAAACAGAAACAGAAACAGAAACAGAAACAAUUACAAAAUCAUCAUCACCUUGGACAAUCAUCAAAUCAAAUUUAACUAACAAAUCGUACCUAAUUCAUUAUUUCAUAGUUUCUAUCUCAGCAGGAAUUGGACAAAUGUAUAUAUAUACAGUUGGAUUCAUAGUAACUGCUCAAUUUUACUAUGGUCAACCACAGGAUGAACAUACAAGACAUGAUCCAAAAGUAUCGAGUUCCCAAGCAUUACAAGUGUCCAUAAUUUCAGUAUCCUCCUUCCUUGGUCGUUUAAUAGCUGGGUUCUUAUCAGAUUAUUUACAUAAACGAUUUCAAAUACAAAGAAUUACCAUUGUAUUAUUCACUUUAGUUUUGUUGAACAUCGGACAGGGUAUAAUUAUAACUAAUGUAAGUAGUCAGAUUUUGGUUUCCAUAGCUAGUGCCUUUAUGGGAUCAAGUUACGGAUUAAUAUUUGGUACUUAUCCUGCAAUUAUAGCUGAUGAAUUUGGAUCUAAAUCAUUUUCUACAAAUUGGGGUUUAAUUUGUACGGGGCCAUUAUUUACCCUAUAUAUAUUAAAUAAAUAUUUUGGUUUGAUUUAUGAUGACAAGAUUAAUAAAGAUACUGGUGUCUGUUAUUUGGGUAAUUUAUGUUAUAAAGGUGCUUUUGAAUUAAGUUUUGCGGUUUGUUGUUUGGCGUUUUUGGUUACCGCAGUUUUGAUAUAUAAAAGAAGAAAAUGA